UACCAUUUCCGGAAACCGUCAUCUAGUGUGGGCAGAUAUUGGUAUAUUGGAACAUGCAAGGGUAAUUUAUACCACGGCGAUGUAUCUACAAUUUGAGGAUAAUUUUGUAAAUGGUGUACCAUGUGUUGCCAAAGUUGUUAAUAUGCAUCCUCCACUAUAUGACUAUCAUGUGAAGCAUCCAAAGAAAGAUUUCCUCAUGCACACCGUGACCUAUGACGAGUCAACAUGUUCAAUUCAAUGCACGUGCAAAUACUUUGAUGAGGUUGGUCUUCUUUGCAAACAUUGUCUUCGUGUGCUUCACCUUAAUAAUGUCACAACUAUUCCAAAGAGAUACAUUGUAAAAAGGUGGACAAAGGAUGCUAUGUGCACUAAAGUGGAUGACCAUGUUGUUGAGGAAUCCGGAGUGGUCCCUUCUAGUGUUUGGAGGCUGAAUACAUUAAGGAAUUUCAAUAAAUUAAUCAUCAUGAGUCAAAAUGAUAUGAGUGCAAGAAAUAUUAUGGAAGCCGCCUUCACUGAGUGUCAAAAGAGGGUCGAGCUCUUGGUCGGGAGUUCUGAAAACGCUAAACAAACCCCGGAAAAUGAUGGCACUCAAAGUUUAGAUGACAUUUAUGAAGAUGGAAAUUUGCUUGAAACUGGUAACAUAGGAGAUGGAGGAGUGGAUGAGGCUAAUGAGGAUGGGCCUAAUGGGAGUGAGAUUGAAAUGGAUGACAUUGGAGGUGAGAAUGAUAAUGAGCUUAAUAUUAAGGAUCCAAUUAAAAAAAGAAAGAAGGGUGUUAGGAAUAUCAGACUAAAAAGCACUCAAGAGAAGAUAUGCAAUAAAUUGAAAGGCCAAAAGUUAAAAUCAUGGAAAAAGAGAACUGGAACUGGGAUUGGCAAGAUGAAAUCGAAAGCUCAAAAAUCAGUAAAGGAAUAUUUGGAUGUACCUGAGAAUAGUUGUGUUGCGCACCCUACCAAUCCUGAAGCGCAAUUGCAAUUUCAUGGACAUGAUGAGUACUUUGGAAUCAAUGUUACUCCUUUUGGGAAUUAGAAUAUUCAUGUUAUUUAGAAAUAUUUAGGCUAAGAAAUAAGUGAAUGAAAAAAUAUUAGAAUUUAUAGUCAACCUUCUGUAUUUCAUAUUGGUUUGUGAUUAUUUGACAUUACUUUUCUAAGCCGUUUGAACAAUGGAUGAAUAUUUAUCA
Messenger RNA from Beta vulgaris subsp. vulgaris (sugar beet), 1178 nucleotides. Its product is annotated as protein FAR1-RELATED SEQUENCE 1-like. Gene Ontology annotation, molecular function: zinc ion binding. Lineage: Eukaryota; Viridiplantae; Streptophyta; Magnoliopsida; Caryophyllales; Amaranthaceae. Gene Ontology annotation, biological process: regulation of DNA-templated transcription. The record is from RefSeq and is a predicted model, not a curated record. The coding region runs from base 80 to 1027 and encodes 315 amino acids. The transcript has 2 exons.